Schistosoma bovis is the source of this 1979-nucleotide messenger RNA. NCBI's taxonomy places the organism in Eukaryota, Metazoa, Platyhelminthes, Trematoda, Strigeidida, Schistosomatidae. The record is from the annotation of a GenBank genome assembly.
ACGUAUGGGGUUUUAGUGAAUGAUAGUUCUGAUAGGUUUACAGUUGGAGGUACAUGUAACCUUGCAUAGACCCAUGAAUACUAUAGAACCCUGACCAUAGCCCAAAAUAAAAGCUACCGGUGGUCUUACCUACACUUUCUGUUUUGUUCUUCCUAAGUGAUAAGACGUACUUUUAAAAGUCAUUGUUAAAGCUAGUAAUGGGCCGCGAUAUGUUGUUGGCUGUCGACGCAGUUUACAAAGCAGUAAAUUAAAGCCAGGCACUAGAGUUGCAUUGGACAUGACCACAUUGACAAUUAUGCGCCAAUUACCACGCGAAGUCGACCCACUAGUCCAUAAUAUGUCUGCAGAAGACCCAGGUUCUGUAUCUUAUGCUUCCGUUGGUGGUCUGGCUGAUCAAAUUCGUGAACUCAGAGAAGUAAUUGAACUCCCGCUUAUGAAUCCAGAAUUAUUCCAUAGAGUUGGUAUAACCCCUCCCAAAGGAUGCCUUCUUUAUGGUCCACCGGGGACUGGGAAAACUCUUCUAGCACGCGCUGUAGCAUCACAACUUGAUGUUAACUUUCUAAAGGUUGUAUCCAGUGGUAUUGUUGACAAGUAUAUUGGUGAGUCAGCUCGUCUUAUUCGAGAAAUGUUCAAUUAUGCACGAGAUCAUCAACCCUGCAUUAUUUUUAUGGAUGAGAUUGAUGCAAUCGGCGGUCGUCGUUUCACUGAAGGUACAAGUGCUGAUCGUGAAAUUCAACGUACUUUAAUGGAAUUAUUAAAUCAGAUGGAUGGUUUUGAUGCACUUGGUCAGGUUAAAAUGAUCAUGGCAACUAAUCGUCCGGAUACCCUUGACCCGGCUCUACUUAGACCUGGACGUUUAGAUCGUAAAAUUGAAAUUCCUCUGCCUAAUGAACAAGCUCGAAUGGAUGUACUAAAGAUACAUGCAGCUCCAAUAGCCAAACAUGGUGAAAUAGGUAAAGUGUCAUUUUCUUGAUUUCUCGUUCUUGUAUUGUUUAUAUUAAUUCUCUAUUUGUCAAAUUAUAAAAAAUACUCUAGGUUAUGCCAUAAAUACCUAUAUAUUUCCUUAUCCUUACUGUGCUUAUAACUAGAGAGAGUUUUCUGAUUGGUCACGAAAUCGCUCAAGGUACUUUUGUCAAUACCAGUUAAUUAUAAAUAGUAUAGUUAUGAUAUACAAAUUUCACAAUGGGUAUUACUCCAGGAGUAUUAACAUGGUACUUUUUGACUGCCAUUCAAAUAUCACUGAGUUUAACCUCGAGACAUGAUAAUUUACGUUCUGGUGGUCCAUUGAUAUCAAUUAGUGUCAUCAAUUUUGCUUUAAUUUAACCAAGUCUGAUUAGCUAAUACGUGUAGAUAACACUCAAAGACACAGAAGAUUAAUUACUGUUAUAACGCUCGGUUUUCUACGUCUACACGAAUAUCUACAUUAGAUUCCUUCCCAGUGUCUAUUCUACAGGACUUCAACACAACUCAGAUCAAGAGCACGUGAUUAGCCUAACUAGUACGUAAGUAUAUUUCCACACCAAAAAACUGACAACUGAAUAUAUAACUCAUCUAACGCCUGUCAAACCAUUUACAAGUUUGACUAAGCAAACAACCACUCAUUAUCUUUCUCGCUCACACAGUUACUGAUUUACUAACUCAAUUUAAACUUCUAAUCCAUGGUUAUUCUCCAUACCUGUUUUACGCGAAUCUAACUUUACUGCAUAAAUCUUUAAAUAAAAACGAAACCAAAUUAAAAAAUAAUAAUAUGACGUCCAUUUCACAUAGCAUCACAUAAACACCGAAUAGAGAGUACUAGAAUGUGCAUCAUGAAAACGAAAAACAAAAAAAGGGUAGUGGCUAGCAAUGGAAUCGAGGACACGCGUUUCGUCCUAUUUGGGACUCGUCGGCUGGAUGUACUCGCAUCCCAGAGUUGAUGUUCACUCCUGGGUUCGAACUCAUUACCAUUCACUUCGAACGCCAUCGCGUUAUCCACUUAG